AUGAAGCCUUAUGACGGGUCUAAGGACCCAAAAGACUAUGUUGAGGUCUUCGAAGACCUCAUGGACUUUCAAGCGGCAACAGAUGCAAUCAAGUGUCGCGCCUUCCAGAUCGCGCUCACCGGCAGCGCGCGCUUGUGGUAUCGAAGACUACCGGCCAGAAAGACAGCAACUCACCUCGCCACCAUCAGACAGAAGGAAGGUGAGACGCUGAAAGAGUAUGUCACAAGGUUCCAGGAGGAGCAGCUGAAGGUCGCACACUGCUCCGAUGACUCGGCCAUGUGCUACUUCCUCACAGGCCUGGCCGAUGAAACCUUAACUGUGAAGCUCGGAGAAGAAGCCCCAGCUACUUUUGCCGAGGUCCUACAAAAGGCGAAGAAGGUUAUCGACGGGCAAGAGCUCCUCCGAACCAAAACUGGCCGACCAGAAAAGAAGAUCGACCAGGGGAGAGCCGGCAAGGACAAAGGAAAAGCUGAUUCCAAGUCCAAGGAUAAGGGAUCAUCCUCCUCUAGCAGCCAAGCUGAUUAUCGAAGGUCGGAUAGCAGUCGCAACCGAAGCCGACCUUAUGAACGUUACACUCCGACCACCAUCCCAAGCUCUGAAAUACUUACAAACAUUGAGGAGACUGGGAUGGAAAAGCUCCUCAAGCGACCUAAGAAGCUCCGAGGAGACCCAGAGAAGCGCAACAAAGAUAAGUAUUGUCGUUUCCAUCGUGAUCACGGCCAUAAUACGUCAAACUGCUGGGAACUGAAGCGCCAGAUUGAAGACCUCAUUCAAUAUGGCUACUUCAAAAAGUUCGUUGGCAAAUCGAGGUCCAGCUCGGUGGAAAAGAAAGAAGAGAGGAAGCGUUCGAGGACGCCACCUUGCUGA
This is a messenger RNA of Momordica charantia (bitter melon), 867 nucleotides long. Lineage: Eukaryota; Viridiplantae; Streptophyta; Magnoliopsida; Cucurbitales; Cucurbitaceae. The record is from RefSeq and is a predicted model, not a curated record.